Molecule: messenger RNA, 2215 nt
Organism: Mercurialis annua (annual mercury)
Lineage: Eukaryota; Viridiplantae; Streptophyta; Magnoliopsida; Malpighiales; Euphorbiaceae
Product: phenylalanine--tRNA ligase beta subunit, cytoplasmic
Exons: 20
Coding region: 91-1860 (589 amino acids)
Biological process (GO): phenylalanyl-tRNA aminoacylation
Cellular component (GO): cytoplasm; phenylalanine-tRNA ligase complex
Molecular function (GO): ATP binding; RNA binding; magnesium ion binding
Source: RefSeq, a predicted model, not a curated record
UUCAAUUAAUUUAUCUUUUUUCUUAAUUUGGGUCGGUGAUAGCAUCAUACUAAAACCUAAUUUAUCUUCAUACUCAGCUCUCACUCAGCCAUGCCUACCGUUAAUCUCAACAAAGAUCGUCUAUUUGCUGCUCUCGGAAGAACAUACACUCAAGAUGAAUUUGAUGAUCUUUGCUUCCGUUUCGGCAUUGAGCUUGAUGAUGUGACAACUGAUGAAGCAAUUAGGAGAAAAGAGAGGCAUGAAGAAACCAAUGGAAAUGAGGAUGAAGCAGUUGUUUAUAAAAUUGAAGUCCCUGCUAACAGAUAUGAUUUGCUUUGUCUGGAGGGUAUUGCUCAAGCACUUCGCGUUUUUAAUAAGCAGGAGGAGACACCUAAGUAUACACUUGCCAAUAUAAGCUCGGAAUCAAUGCACAAGAUGCAUGUAAAAUCUGAGACAUCAUCUAUUCGUCCUUAUAUUGUUUGUGCUGUUUUGAGGGAUAUUACUUUUGAUGAAGCUAGCUAUAACAGCUUCAUUGAUCUGCAAGACAAACUUCAUCAGAACAUUUGCAGGCGAAGAACCUUAGUUGCAAUUGGGACUCAUGAUUUGGAUACGCUACAAGGCCCUUUCACUUAUGAGGCAUUGCCUCCUCAAGAUAUAAAUUUUGUGCCACUAAAACAGGAUAAAAAUUACAGAGCUGACGAACUGAUGAAGUUCUACCAGGAGCAUGAUUUGAAGCUGAAGAAGUUUUUGCAUAUAAUUGAAAACUCACCUGUCUUCCCUGUCUUAUAUGACAGUAACAGGACUGUUCUAUCUUUGCCUCCAAUCAUUAAUGGUGCACAUUCAGCUAUUACUUUGAAGACAAAAAAUGUUUUCAUUGAAUGUACAGCCACUGAUCUGACAAAGGCUAAGAUUGUCUUGAACACAAUGGUGACUAUCUUUUCUACAUAUUGUAAAAAGAAAUUUGAGGUUGAACCGGUUGAAGUCUUAUACCCUGAUGGGAAGUCUUGCCUCUAUCCUGACUUAUCUGUCUAUAAUAUGGAAGUUCCACUAUCAUAUAUUACUGGCUCUAUUGGAGUAUCUUUGAAAACAGAAGAGGUCACUGCUUUGUUAAAUCGGAUGCAAUUGCAUGCUGAGCAGUCUGACAAAUGCACCAUCAAUGUGUCUAUACCUCCUACCAGAAGUGACGUUCUUCACCCAUGUGAUGUUAUGGAGGAUGUUGCAAUUGCUUAUGGGUAUAAUAAUAUUCCAAAGAGAAAGCUGCCAUCAUUAAUGCCGCUAGCCUUGAACCAGCUUGAGGAUCUUAUUCGAGUGGAGGUUGCAGUGAAUGGAUUUACAGAGGUUUUGACAUGGAUUUUGGGUUCUCAUCGGGAGAAUUUUGGCAUGUUAAAUCGAAAAGAUGAUGGAUCAACUGCUGUGGUUGUUGGAAAUCCUCGUUCCUCCGAUUUUGAGCUUGUUCGGGCCAGCCUUAUGCCGGGUGCUUUGAAAAUAGUUGGACAUAAUAAAGACCAUCCAAAGCCUAUAAAGAUUUUUGAAGUGGGUGAUGUAGCUAAGCUGGAUGGGAGUACAGAUGUCGGUGCUGCAAAUCGUCGCCUCCUUUCAGCUUUAUAUUGUGGCACAAAUUCAGGAUUUGAGUGGAUUCACUCCUUGGUAGACAGAAUCAUGGAAGUGAUGGGAACUCCUUUUGUUCCAAUUGGGGACAAUACAGGAUAUUACAUUGAACGGUCUGACGCGCCUGAAUUUCUUUCGGGUAGACAAGCAUGUAUCACUUACAAGGGGAAGCAGAUUGGUAAAUUUGGUAUUGUGCAUCCAGAGGUGUUGAACAACUUUGACAUACCGGACCCGUGCUCCUUCUUGGAACUUGACAUUCAGUGUUUCUUGUAGGCUUCACUCUAGCAAAUGUAUACUGGCAUAUUUUCUUCCGACCCUAUUAUGCACUCUAGGGUAUUGGAUGUUGCCUGGAGUAGAGAAGAAAUUUUUGCAAGUCUCCCAAUUGAAAGAGAUUAGUUUAGUUUUAUUUAAGGACGCUGAUUCCAUUGAAACAGCACUUUCGUGUAAAAUUUCCGCAAUGUAACUUGUACCCCAAGAUAUGCUCUUUCCGGAGUAAUACUGCAAAUUUAUUUUUAACUUAAGUAGACUGUUGGAGUAAUAGAGAUGUACAAUAUUUUGUGUUUUUUUGGUUGUGGAAGGGAAAACUUCUGUUUGCUACGUAUGAUUAAAGAAAAUACUUUUUCUUGAA